This is a messenger RNA of Tarenaya hassleriana, 1666 nucleotides long. RefSeq names its product zinc finger CCCH domain-containing protein 37-like. Lineage: Eukaryota; Viridiplantae; Streptophyta; Magnoliopsida; Brassicales; Cleomaceae. The coding region runs from base 262 to 1437 and encodes 391 amino acids. The transcript has 12 exons. Gene Ontology annotation, molecular function: metal ion binding; mRNA binding. The record is from RefSeq and is a predicted model, not a curated record.
GCUCUAAAAUUUAUGGGCAUCUGGAUCCGAGCUCUUUUUGUUCUUUGUAGAGACCAAAAGUAGCAACACUCCGAUAUGUUUAACAAAAGUAGAGGACCCUCUUAGGGUUUUAUCGUUUGUACAGCUACGCCCUGCACACCCUACGCAUCCGCCUCCACCGCCUAAGAACAGCCUCUCCUCGAGCCUUCACCUCCCCGAUUCAACGUUUCGCUACUUGGGUCGGAAGCUUUGAGCCAGUAUUCCUCUUCCAUAGCCUCCACCAUGUACCACCACCUGUUGAAUAAUACGGCCUCGCAUUUGGGGUAUUCGCAGCUGCUGCAGCAUCAGGACACAUGGCCUCCUGGCGUCGAGGUUCCCUCCGCUCCCGGCGUCAAACGCACCUCCGAAGACUAUUUAACCAAGCGCUCUAAGUUGGAGAGUACGGACCAUUUGCCUAUUUAUCCACAGAGGCCCGGGGAGAAGGAUUGUACCCACUAUAUGCAAACAAGAACAUGUAAAUUUGGAGAUAGCUGCAAGUUUGAUCAUCCUAUUUGGGUUCCUGAGGGUGGAAUCCCAGAUUGGAAAGAGGCACCGCUUGCACCAAACGAACCGUACCCUGUGAGACCAGGAGAACCAGAUUGUCCUUAUUAUUUGAAAACGCAACGCUGCAAGUAUGGUUCUAGGUGCAAGUUUAAUCAUCCAAAAGCAAUGACUGCAGGCACUUUGGAUUACUCUGAUGCAUUGCCUGACAGGCCCUCCGAGCCCCCAUGUGCUUUCUACAUGAAGACUGGAAAAUGUAAAUUUGGGCCAAGCUGCAAGUUUCACCACCCGAAGGAUAUCCAAAUAUCAUAUUCUGGCCAAGAGACUGGUAGCAGUGAGGGUUUGACCAGUCUCACAUUCACCCCAGCGCCCUAUCACAACUCCAAAGGACUACCUGUUAGACCGGGUGAAGUGGACUGUCCAUUCUACCUCAAAAUGGGAAGUUGCAAGUAUGGGCCCACCUGCCGCUACAAUCAUCCUGACAGGACUGCAUUUGUCCCACCGGCUGCUGGGAUAACCUAUCCUCUAGUGGCAUCAACAGCUGCGAAUGUUAACCUCGGGGUUGUUACUCCAGCUGCCUCCCUUUAUCAACCCACGAUUGGUGUCUACCCACAGCGGCCUGGACAAGCAGAAUGCGAUUACUAUAUGAAGACGGGGGAGUGCAAGUUUGGAGAAAGAUGCAAGUUCCACCACCCGAUUGACAGAUCUGCUGCCGCAACUAGCAAACAAGCUUCACAGGAGAGUGUGAAGCUCACUCUUGCAGGGUAUCCCAGAAGAGAGGGUGCAGUUCAUUGCCCUUAUUACAUGAAGACAGGGAUGUGCAAGUAUGGGGCGGCAUGCAAGUUUGAUCACCCUCCUCCGGGCGAGGUCAUGACGAGGACAACGACUUCACUGGAAACUUGUUCAGAGGAUAACUAAAAAACUGAUGUAAGCUUCAACUUGGAGCUUUCUUUGCCUUUGUUGUGUGUGUGUGUGUGUGAGAGAGAGAGUAUGUCUGAAAAAAUGGUGCUGUUUGUAGUAUCCUUCCUUGCUCAUGUGAGAUGAUGACUGGAGAGGCAUUUAUAAUUCAUUUCAAUUGCGUUUCUGUUUUGUCUGAACAUCUUCGGUGGUAUGUAUGCCCAGCUUCUCUUCUAGCAAUCUUCUUGUC